AUGAGAGAUCCGGUGACCCUCGCCACCGGCAUCACCUACGACCGAGAGAGCAUCGAGCGGUGGAUAUUCGCCGGGAAGCAUGAGACAUGCCCGGUUAGCAAGCAGCCUUUGCCGGACCUGGAGCUCACCCCCAACCACACCCUCAGGCGUCUGAUCCAGGCAUGGUGCACCGCCAAUGCCUCCCAUGGCAUCGAACGGUUCCCGACUCCCCGCCCUCCGGUCGACAAGGCGCAGAUCGCCGCCCUUCUUGAUGAGGCCAAGCUCCCUCGCUCCCGGAUGAGCGCCCUUCGCAAGCUCAAAGCAAUCAUCUCCGAGAGUGACCGCAACAAACGGUGCGUGGAGGCCGCCGGUGCAGUGGACUUCUUAGCAUCAGUCAUAGAGGAAAGCAGAUCGAACCCAAGAGAACGAGAACAAGAUCAACAAGAUGAAGGGUUGUUCGAUGAUGUAACCGGAUCCGUAAGUGCUGCUCAUGAUGAAGCUCUCAACAUUCUAUACUCUCUCCAAGUCUCGGAACAAAGCCUUCUCCAUCUCAUCGAAAGGAAUAAUGACUUCAUGGAGUCGUUGGCAACCAUUCUACGCCGAUCGAACUAUCAGUCCCGAACUCAUGCUAUGCUGCUGAUCAAAUCUCUACUCUCAGUGAUGGCUCCAGCCCGAUUGAAAGGUUUCAGCAAGGAAUUGUUUGGAGAGGUAGUUAAGGUGCUGCGAGACCAGAUAUCGUACCCGGCCACCAAGGCGGCGGUGCAAGUUCUCGGCGGGCUGAGUCCAUGGGGGAGGAACAGGGUUAAGGCGGUGGAAGCUGGUGCGGUGCGGGUGGUGAUCGAGUUGCUUCUUGACAAGACCGAGAGGAGGGCAUGCGAGAUGAUGCUGGUGGUUCUCGACCAGCUGUGCAGGUGCGCGGAAGGGCGGGCGGAGAUGGUGGGGCAUGCGGCGGGGAUUGCGGUGGUGACGAAGAAGCUGCUUAGGGUUUCGAGGGUGGCGAGCGAGAGGGUGGUGGGGAUACUGUACUCGGCGGCCAGGUUCUCGCCGACACGAGCUGUGCUGCAGGAGAUGAAGCAGGUGGGGGCCGUAGCUAAGCUUUGUAUGCUGCUUCAGGUGGACUGCGGGGAGAAGGCAAAGGAGAAGGUCAAGGAGAUGCUGAGGUUGCACUCCAAGGUUUGGAGGAAUUCUCUUUGUUUAGCUCCUUCAUUGCUGGCUUCAUAUCCUCGUUAG
Phoenix dactylifera (date palm) is the source of this 1209-nucleotide messenger RNA. NCBI's taxonomy places the organism in Eukaryota, Viridiplantae, Streptophyta, Magnoliopsida, Arecales, Arecaceae. The record is from RefSeq and is a predicted model, not a curated record.